AAUUUACACGUUUUUCAGCACUGGAAUCGAAAGACAAACGUUUACCCACACUGCCGCAAUCGCGAACAAUUUUUUUAUUAUGGCACUUGCGCGGCUCACAAACAAAAUUCGCUGAUAAAAAUCCAUUGGAAGCCAAUUGCCGAACGUCGAGGACUCAAUCAAUUAAAGUGUCCGCUUAAAAAGAUCGCCGCGCAGGAAGCGGAAGUGCCCCAAAACAGCUAUUUUUCCCGCCGCUUUCUCCCCCAUCACCACCCGCAAAACAAGGGACGCCGAUCGAAACAUUUAGUUUGUGCAAGUAGCUGAAACCCACACGGUCGACCAUCAAAUAUUAUGAAAUGGGUAUAAUUGUUUGAAUUGUACAUAUUCCGAAACCCCUGCAUUUGAUCAGGAGCAUUGAUCCCCCGAAUCAGAGCUUAAGACUAUUCUAUUCACCCAAGUGGAACUUGUUGCUUGAGGCUUGGUUGUAGGUCAGUGCGAAGAGGUGGCUGAUCCGGCGGCGAAAGGUGCGCACCAGGCGACGUCCGGCGACGAUACAAUGCCCUCGGCCAUGAGUGGCGCGGCACAUGCCCACAUACCCAGCAACGAGGAGUGCGGCAUCCGCGACGUGUGGAAGCAUAACCUGGAGGAGGAGUUCCGCACCAUACGGAAAGUGGUGCAGAAGUACCACUAUGUGGCCAUGGACACCGAGUUUCCGGGCGUGGUAGCACGUCCCGUCGGCGAGUUCCGCUCCACGGCGGACUAUCAUUACCAGCUGUUGCGCUGCAAUGUCGAUCUGCUGCGGAUCAUUCAGUUGGGCCUGACCUUCAUGGACGACGAUGGAAAGACACCACCCGGCUACUCCACCUGGCAGUUCAACUUCAAGUUUAACCUGAGCGAGGACAUGUAUGCGCAGGACUCAAUCGAUCUGCUGCAGAACUCCGGAAUUCAGUUCAAGAAGCACGAGGAGGAUGGCAUCGAUCCCAUCGACUUCGCCGAGCUGCUCAUGAGCUCCGGCAUCGUGCUGGUGGACAACAUCAAGUGGCUGUGCUUCCACUCCGGCUACGAUUUUGGCUACCUUCUAAAGCUGCUCACCGAUCAGAACCUGCCUUCGGACGAGGGUGAAUUUUUCGAGCUGCUGCACAUCUACUUUCCCAACAUCUUCGACAUCAAGUAUCUGAUGAAGUCGUGCAAGAACCUGAAGGGCGGUCUGCAGGAGGUGGCCGAUCAGCUGGAACUGCGGCGCGUGGGCCCCCAGCAUCAGGCCGGCUCGGAUGCGUUGCUGACGGGCAUGGCCUUCUUCAAAAUGCGUGAGAUGUUCUUUGAGGACAACAUCGACCACGCCAAGUACUCCGGACACCUGUACGGCCUGGGCACCUCCUUCAUCGUCAACGGCACCAACUUCCACGAGAGCAACGGCGAGACGAACAGCGCCUCAUGAUUCGUACUGAUGGGGAACGUGGUCGUGCACGAUAGGAAGUUCGAGCAGGAGGAUACACCGGGUCCGUCGGCAUCUGUGCAGGCCACACCACCUGGCCAACUACUCCUAGCCGCAACAACAUCUUUGCAGUAAUCUGUCAACAAUCACAGAGCGCUCCCAUUUAUGAACAAUUAAUCCGUUGGCCAUAAAGCCAUACUUUCUUGAUGUUCCCACGCAAGUUCAGAUGAAAACCCAACCAUUCAAAACAAAAACAUGGCAUAAACUAAUUGUAAAUCGCAAAGAUAUGAGAAACCUGCAAAAAACUAAAAUAGAUUCAAUUUCAAAUUCUGCAUGUCUUAAAUGUGUUACGAAUACAAAACUAAGGUAUGUAACUAAGCUAAUACUGUAAGCCAAUGGGCGAAACAUAGAAUAUUGUGUAUUUGUAAAAACAACAACAAAACAAUAUAUUUAAAACUUUUUAAUUUAGUGUA
This is a messenger RNA of Drosophila yakuba, 1887 nucleotides long. It is a transcript of the gene Pop2, whose product is annotated as CCR4-NOT transcription complex subunit 7. Lineage: Eukaryota; Metazoa; Arthropoda; Insecta; Diptera; Drosophilidae. The transcript is spliced from 5 exons. Gene Ontology annotation, molecular function: poly(A)-specific ribonuclease activity; nucleic acid binding. Bases 536 to 1417 code for a protein of 293 amino acids. The record is from RefSeq and is a predicted model, not a curated record. Gene Ontology annotation, cellular component: CCR4-NOT core complex; P-body; CCR4-NOT complex.